GACCAAGCUUGUGCCGGGGACGGGCAAGGCGGUGCCCGGGAUGGGCAAGGCGAAGCCCGAGACAACAAAGCCUCCGCUGGGGGUGGCCGUGCCCACGCCGGGGUUGGUCGCGCCUGCGCCGGGGGUGGCCCCGCCCACUCCGGAGAUGGCCACGACCGUUCCUGGGAUGGCCAAGCAGAUGCCCGAGAAGACGCGAGGGUUAAUGAAACUGUGGAAGGAAGGUCCCCAGGUCAUGGAGCUGCUCCAGCGGGUCGUGGAAGACGUGAAAGUCUUGAAGGAAGACCAUGCAAGGGCGCAGGAGUUGCCAGAGUUCAACCCGAUGAAAUUCCUGCAACGGGUUGAGGAAGUAGAGAAGACAGUCAAAAACUGGGAGGAACGCCUGGAACCCCUCUGUCGGAAGAUGACUGUGAUGACUCCUGGAGAAGAACUCACCAUGGUCACCUGGGAGGAGCUGGAGCAGGCGAUUACUGAUGGCUGGAAGGCUUCACAGGGCAUAGAGUCUACGCCAGCAACUCUUAAGCACAAAGGGAAACCGCCUGCAGCACCACGUGACGUGGGUCCAAGUGCACCCUCCACCGUGUACCCAGGUGCUGACCGGGCUCUGGAUUCCGCUGGUGGUUUGGGCCCAGAUCAGACCUUGCCGGGACCUGGCGGAUCCAGACACCCCUCCGAAGGGGAACAAAAACUGCCCUCUGCACCUGGGUUUCCUGAUAGGGGCCGUGAUGAAGCCGGGCUGGCAAAGCCCCAUCCCCUCCCUGGGCCCCAGUUCAGAACUGAAGCCGAUCAGCACAGGCCCGGAGAGUGGCCCAGCACAGCAGGUCCGAGAAGAGAUGAACGAGAUGCACACCCUGGCCCCGUCCCGCAGGACUUACCCCUAGACCAGCAUCCUCUCAUGCACCCUGAUGCUCGUGGCGGGAUGACCCCCAGCCCAGGCCAAGUCAUGGACGCCAGGCCAGACCAACUAGGGCCAGGGCCACCUGGCCUGGAUCAGCUUGAGGUUCAACCUCCUAGCGCUUACCCAUAUGGCCUCCCCUUCAGGCCGGGCCUGAUGCCACCUGGAACGGAGGAACAGGGACCGGUACCACCUGGCAUGGGUCAGCAGAAUGUGAUGCCACCGUGGGUACCUGCCAGAGAUCAGCAAGGAUGGGGACUCCCUGGUCCCGCACAGCCUGGUAUGGUUCCGCCUGGCGCACAGCAGUAUGGGGUGAGAUUUCGUGGCCCGGACCAACGUGCCAUGGAGCGGCCUGCGAUGGACGGGAGUGGUGUGGGACCCAUUGGCACAGAUGAGCACGGAUUGCCAAUAUUUGGCAUGGAUCAACAAGGAUUGGUUCCACCUUUAAGAGAUCAGCAAGGUUUUGUACAGCCCGGUUUGGAAACGCCUGGCUUCAUACAACCAGGCGCACUGCAGUACGGUGUGCUCCCACCUGGUGCAGGUCAGCCUGGCUUGGUCUCACCUGGAAUGGACCAGCGUGGUUUUGUCCCACCUGGUGCAGGCCAGCCUGGUUUUGUCCCACCUGGUGCAGGCCAGCCUGGUUUUGUCCCACCUGGUGCAGGCCAGCCUGGUUUUGUCCCACCUGGUGCAGGUCAGCCUGGUUUUGUCCCACCUGGUGCAGGUCAGCCUGGUUUUGUCCCACCUGGUGCAGGCCAGCCUGGUUUUGUCCCACCUGGUGCAGGCCAGCCUGGUUUUGUCCCACCUGGUGCAGGCCAGCCUGGGUUUAUCCCACCUGGUGCAGGCCAGCCUGGUUUUGUCCCACCUGGUGCAGGCCAGCCUGGGUUUAUCCCACCUGGUGCAGGCCAGCCUGGUUUUGUCCCACCUGGUGCAGGUCAGCCUGGUUUUGUCCCACCUGGUGCAGGCCAGCCUGGGUUUAUCCCACCUGGAGUUGAUCAACAUGGUUUGGUACAGGCUGGUCAAUAUCCACCUGGUUUUGUACAGCCAGGUGCAUAUCCAUAUAGUUUGGCUCAACCUGGCGUCUAUCCACAUGGUUUCGUGCAGCCUGGUGUGGCAGGUCAACCUGGUUUGGUCCCACCUGGUGCAGGUCAACCUGGUUUGGUCCCACCUGGUAUAGGUCAACCUGGUUUGGUCCCACCUGGUGCAGGUCAACCUGGUUUAGUCCCACCUGGUGUAGGUCAACCUGGUUUGGUCCCACCUGGUGCAGGUCAACCUGGUUUACUCCAACCGGGUACAAGUCAGCCUGAUUUAGUCCAACCUGGAAUGGAUCAGCGUGGUUCAGUCCAACCUGGUGCAGGUCAGCCUGGUUUGGUCCAACCUGGAAUGGAUCAGCGUGGUUCAGUCCAACCUGGUGCAGGUCAGCCUGGUUUGGUCCAACCUGGAGUUGAUCAGCAUGAUUUGGCACAGCCGGGUGCGUAUCCACCUGGUUCCAUGCAGCCUGAUAUCGAUCAGCAGGGUUUAGUGGAACCAGUAACAGAUCAGCUUGGUGCUGAUCACCAAGGCUUGGUACCAUCAGGCGCGGAGCCUCAUGGCUCUCCACGCCCAGAUCAGCAUGGCCUGGCACCUCCUGGCAGAGAUCAACAUGGUCAGGUGUCACCACGCCUAUCCAGGCAAGGUUGGGUGUCGCCUAGUAUGGACCAGGAGGGUUUGGUACCAACAGACCCUUCUCAGCGAGGCAUAGACCAGGGUGGUGCGAUGCCAUUCACGUAUCCUGGCCCUUACAGCCCAAGGUACUCGGGUGUCGAUCCAGGCCAACGUAGUGGGUAUACUCAGCCUCCCCCAAGUCCAAAUGUCCCCUCGGCUCAGAGUACGGACUCCCUUGGCAAAUCCAGGCAAGUCUCACAAGAACCGAGUUCUAUGGAGUCUAAGAAACUCGAUUCCCUGGAGAAAGUGGCUUCUAGCUUCCCCAGCGCAGUGGAGACAUUCCGCCUGAUGGGAGAGCUCAUCGGCCUCUACACAGAGCUCAAGGAGAGCCUGAGGACCCUGGAUGCGCAGAAAGCUGGCGAAACCGACUUGGAGAAGAUCCAGUACCUGCUUGCGAUGAUGGUCCAAAAGACCAUCCCACCAGACCUGCAGGAGCAGCUGAAGGCCCUCAAGACCCUGACCAAAGAGGUUCGGCAGGAAAAAGCAAAAUUGGACAAGAUACAGAGGUUACUGGAGGGCGGAGGGCUGCCAGAAGUGGGGAAGGAGGUGGCAGCUGGCCCGCUGAGCUUUCAGCUGGGUCUCCUCAGAGUCAGCGUGAACGACAUCGAGAAGGAGCUGUCCGACCUGAGGGAGAGCCAGGAGCAGGGCAAGGUCAACAUGGAGCACUCGGUCUCUGAGGCCUCCCUUUACCUGCAGAACCAGUUGGACAAGCUCAGGACGAUCAUCGAGAACAUGCUGGCUUCGUCGUCCACGCUGCUGACCAUGAGCAUGGCCCCGCGGAAGCCCCCAGUCACCUUGAUACCUGGCCAGAUUGACCCCAAGGCCACCUGCCCGGCCUGCAGCCUGGACCUGAGCCACCAGGUCAGCACGCUGGUGCAGCGCUACGAGCAGCUCCAGCACAUGGUCACCAGCCUGGCUGCCUCGCGGCCGUCCAAGAAAGCCAAGCUCCAGAGACAGGACGAGGAGCUGCUGGGCCACGUGCAGAGCGCCAUCCUGCAGGUGCAGGGCGACUGCGAGAAGCUCAACCUCAUCACCGGCAACCUCAUCGAGGACCACCGGCAGAAGCAGAGGGACAUCGACGUGUUGUACCAGGGUCUGGAGAAGCUGGAGAAGGAAAAGGUCAACAGGGGGCACCUGGAGAUGGAGAUUGAAGUGAAGGCCGACAAGAGUGCUCUGGAGGCCAAAGUGAGCCGCAUGCAGUUUGAUGCCACCACGGAGCAGCUGAACCACAUGAUGCAGGAGCUGGUGGCCAAGAUGAGCGGGCAGGAGCGGGACUGGCAGAAGAUGCUGGACCGGCUCCUGACCGAGAUGGACAGCAAGCUGGACCGCCUGGAGCUGGACCCCGUGAAGCAGCUGCUGGAGGAUCGGUGGAAGUCCUUGCGGCAGCAGCUCAAGGAGCGCUCCCCGCUCUACCAGGCGGACGAGGCGGCCGGCAUGCGGCGGCAGCUCCUGGCACAUUUCCACUGCCUGUCCUGUGACCGUCCCCUGGAGACAGCCGUGACCGGACAGGUCCUCCCCACCACGCCCGUGGGGCCCAGCCUGCCCGGGCACCGCUCCACCCGCCCCUACACCGUCUUUGAGCUGGAGCAGGUCCGGCAGCAGAGCCGCAACCUCAAGCUGGGCAACCUCGCCUUCCCGCGGGCCGACCUGGCGUCGAUGGAGCGGAGCGUGGGGCGCCUGCGCACCAUGCACUCCAAGAUGCUGAUGGACAUCGAGAAGGUGCAGUUCCACUACGGGGGCUCGGUCAAGGCCAGCAGCCAGAUGAUCCACGAACUGCUGCAGGCCCAGUGCCUGGGCUCCCCCUGCUGCAAGCGGGUGUCGGAGAUGACGGACUACAGCUUCGCCACGGUGUCGCGGCACUGCGGGGGCAGCCACACCCUCACCUACCCCUACCGCCGCACCCGCCUGCAGCACCUGCCGCAGGGACUGCUCCCCGAGGACAGCCAGGUCGCCGGGAAGCACCACGAAGUGGACAUCUUGGGCCUGGAUGGACAUAUUUACAAGGGACGGAUGGACAUGAGGCUGCCAGGCAUCCCGAACAAAGACAGCGCCGGGAACAACAAGCACAAGAUGAAGCCAUCCCGGUCCCACGCGCACCGGUCGCCGGCCCUCGGCGACAGCAGCCCGCUGCCCUUGCGGCCUCAGAGCGCCAACAUGAUGGUUGGCGGCACUUCAGGUAGCUGCCCUCUGGGCGGAGCCCUCCCGCCAGGCCCUCACCUGCGAAUGGCUGGGAGAUGCCCGGUUUCCCCGGGAGAGGCAGGGCCGGGAGCUGAGGGCGGGGCCUGGAGGAGAAGAGAAAACGCAUGGCCACUGAGUGCGGGGUGGACUCGUCUGCGGGGCAGAGGCUAUGAAAGGCCCCAUUUCAGAGGAAACGGACAGGGUCGCAGCCCAAGACUCUGGCUCCAGGCCCCAGUCCGCCCCUGCCCACGCGUGCUCACAGGCUGUGUGGCGGCCCUUGCGCCCAGGGCAUGACACGGCCCCAAGGACCCUUCCGUCUGCUCCUGCCUGCGAGGCCUCCUGGCCCCCAGCUCGGAAGGUUUGCUGGAAAUCUCCGCUGUCCGCGUGUGGGGCUCAGUCCUGCCCGGAAAGCAGGGGGCUCAGGGCCUCCCAAGUGAGGCCAGACUCGGGGCCAGGAAGGGCGCCGGCCCGGAGCCCGGAGCCGGUCGCUUUCCAGCACCUCUCGGCCUGUUUCCCCGUCAGUGACGGGCACUGCCGCUGGGUGGGGCCCCAGGGAACCCAAGGAGAGGCGUGCCCCCCGCCCCCGAGGUUUCGGACCCACGGCACUUGCAGAAGCUGGAGGUCAGGGCCCCAGGCCUGUGCGCUGCGACGCCUCUGCAGGCCCAGCUCCGGGCGCGGCGGGAGGAAGCGAAGCAGCUGACGGUGGUCAGGGCACCUGCCUGCACUGAGGGCUGCUCAGCUCACGGGCCCGCCCGGUGGGGCUUUACACGUGGGAACAAUUGAGUCCUCGGGCCCGCGUUAGGGGAGGGCCCUGCUAGCCUCACCUACACUGAGGCCCCAGGCCCGAGGCCCCCCUAGGAAGCAGCAGCGCUGGGGGCCCAGCCCAGGCUCCGGAGGCCCAGGUACGAGGCUGCGAGAGGGGGCUCAGAGGUGGACAGAGCGCGGUUUGUGGCAGUUUUCUUGGGGGUACUGCACUCCCUUCUCCCUGGCACCCCACUGUCUACAGCAAGGGCACUCGAAAUGUCAUGGGAGCAGGAGGGAGGGAGGGGCGUCCUCAGACAUCCCUGCUCAUGUGUGAUUAUGGCCUAAGCAGCCCGUUCACCAGGAAACGUGACCGAAGCGGGGCUCUCAGCCUGGUGGGGGCGGGUGUGGUUUCCACUCGGCGAUGAUAAAGGAGCUUUGCUUCGGGGCUCCCGUGCGGACUGCCCAGGGCAGGGCCCUCCAGCACUUGUCCCCUGUGCAGCAGGGGCUGCGGGGCCGCGAGGCCGCAGGGAGCGAGGCAGAGCCCUCAGCCCCUCCUGUCUUGCAGCUACUUCUCGGCAACACACAGACCGACCGGUCUCCUCGCAGGGGCGCCUCUCCCAGCCGAAUGCGGGCCACCCGCCCAGCCCCAGCGGGAUGGCGAUGCACAUGGACA
Myotis myotis is the source of this 6188-nucleotide messenger RNA. RefSeq names its product glutamine rich 2 (gene QRICH2). The transcript is spliced from 19 exons. Lineage: Eukaryota; Metazoa; Chordata; Mammalia; Chiroptera; Vespertilionidae. Bases 41 to 5065 code for a protein of 1674 amino acids. The record is from RefSeq and is a predicted model, not a curated record.